GAUUAGGGGAAGAAUGAAGAUAAUGGUUAAUCCAAUUGCCGGUGGCAGCUGCUGCAUUAAUUAAUGAUGUGUAUAUGUCAGUAAUUCCUUCCUCUUCAUCUUGACGUUGCAUUCCUUAAUAAUUUCCAAUUAAAUGAAGAAAAUAUGAUAGCGAUGUACCAAACUUAGUGGACGCAUGAAUAUAUAAUUCUGCAAUUCAAGAUGAGGGCAGCGGUAACAGCAACAGGGCUGGUUAAGUAGCAGCAGCAUUCAGGCUCAGCCACAUGCAUGGGAUGGCUUCCCGGGAGAUCAAGUCACCCGAGCCCCUCCCCGUGACUCCGGUGAGCGUAGAGGCGCCUCACCGGAGGAAGCGGCUUGGGCUGUACUUUCUUGAAUCCGACGACAGGAGGACGGCUCUGGGGGGCGGCUACACUGGAGGAGCAACACCGGUGAGCAUCCGCGGGAAACCACUUUCCGAGCUCAGUGUGUCCAAGACCGGCGGCUGGCUUGCUGCUUUCUUCAUAUUUGGUAAUAGGAAAAUAUGCACUUGGUGUUUUUUUGUUCAAAAUGAUAUAUUACCCAGUUCAACUUUAACUUUUGCAGGGAAUGAAAUGGCAGAGAGAAUGGCUUACUUUGGUUUGUCUGUGAACAUGGUGGCGUUCAUGUUCUACGUGAUGCACCGCCCUUUCGAGGCCUCUGCUAACGCAGUCAACAACUUCUUAGGGAUAUCGCAGGCGUCGUCCGUGCUUGGUGGUUUCCUCGCAGACGCAUAUCUCGGGAGAUACUGGACCAUAGCCAUCUUCACCACCAUCUAUCUUGCAGGUCUAACAGGGAUCACCUUGUGCGCAACCAUAACUAGUCUGAUGCCAAAUCAAGACAAAUGUGAUCAGAUUGCCCUUCUCCUGGGCAACUGUGAUCCUGCAAAGCCAUGGCAGAUGCUUUACCUCUACGUAGUUCUCUACGUUACUGCGUUUGGAGCCGCAGGGAUUAGGCCGUGCGUCUCUUCCUUUGGCGCGGACCAAUUUGACGAAAGAAGCAGGGACUACAAGAAGCAUCUCGACAGAUUCUUUAACUUCUUCUACCUCUCAGUCACUGUUGGAGCAAUUGUGGCAUUCACAGUAAUAGUGUACAUUCAGAUAAAACACGGAUGGGGUAGCGCCUUUGGUUCGUUAGCUGUAGCUAUGGCCAUUUCGAACUUGGUUUUCUUCAUCGGAACUCCUCUUUAUAGGCACAGGUUACCUGGUGGAAGCCCCCUCACCCGGGUGGCACAAGUCCUGGUUGCCGCCUUUAGGAAGAGAAAAGCUUCGUUUCAGAGCAGUGAGAUAGUUGGCUUGUACGAGCUUCCUGGCAAAAGAUCAGCCAUAAAGGGUAGCAGCAAGAUCGCACACACAGAUGACUUCAGAUGCUUGGACAAGGCAGCCCUGAAGCUGAAAGAAGACGGCAUUGAUCCGAGCCCCUGGAGGCUCUGCACAGUCACACAAGUUGAGGAGAUAAAAAUCCUUAUCAAACUGGUCCCAAUUCCAGCUUGCACCAUUAUGCUCAACCUUGUCUUAACAGAAUUUCUAACUCUAUCAGUACAGCAAGCGUACACAUUAAACACUCACAUGGGCCGUCUAAAGCUUCCUGUAACGUGCAUGCCCGUCUUCCCUGGACUCAGCAUAUUCCUGCUGCUCUCACUGUAUUACUCAGUGUUUGUUCCAUUAUCCCGGAAAAUAACAGGCCAUCCUCACGGUGCCUCUCAACUGCAACGGGUGGGCAUCGGCUUGGCUGUCUCCAUUGUGUCCGUGGCAUGGGCCGGACUCUUCGAGAGGUACAGGAGACAUUACGCCAUAGAACACGGCUACGAGGUUAGUUUCCUGACCCCCAUGCCGGACCUGAGUGCAUACUGGCUGCUCAUACAGUAUUGCUUGAUCGGCAUUGCUGAGGUUUUCUGCAUUGUUGGAUUACUGGAGUUUCUCUACGAAGAGGCACCGGAUGCCAUGAGAAGCAUAGGAUCUGCAUACGCCGCGGUUGCUGGUGGCUUGGGUUGUUUUGCAGCCACCAUACUCAACAACAUUGUCAAGUCUGUCACGGGCGAUGAAGAGAAAAGAAGACCCUCUUGGCUGUCUCAGAAUAUAAACACGGGCCGAUUUGAUCAUUUCUACUGGCUGCUUACAGUCAUGAGCGUGAUCAAUUUCGGCGUGUUUUUGUUCGCAGCACAUAGGUAUCAAUACAGAGCAAAGCAGGUGACAGAGAUAAGAGAACAAGCAAUCAUGCAACUUAGCACCAGGGAUCAUACACUACCUUAGUAUUUGUUUCUGUAGUCUGAUGUUAUAAUUCCUUCUUCCAAUUUAAUGUAAAUGUAACCGUAACCGGUGUCUUCAGUCAAGUACCGGACCUUUAAAGGUCAUCGUCUUAAUAGCUCA
Salvia splendens (bonfire salvia) is the source of this 2384-nucleotide messenger RNA. RefSeq names its product protein NRT1/ PTR FAMILY 6.1. Gene Ontology annotation, cellular component: membrane. The record is from RefSeq and is a predicted model, not a curated record. Lineage: Eukaryota; Viridiplantae; Streptophyta; Magnoliopsida; Lamiales; Lamiaceae. Gene Ontology annotation, biological process: oligopeptide transport; transmembrane transport. The coding region runs from base 264 to 2267 and encodes 667 amino acids. Gene Ontology annotation, molecular function: transmembrane transporter activity. The transcript has 3 exons.